Messenger RNA from Meloidogyne enterolobii, 1721 nucleotides. NCBI's taxonomy places the organism in Eukaryota, Metazoa, Nematoda, Chromadorea, Rhabditida, Meloidogynidae. The record is from the annotation of a GenBank genome assembly.
UUUAAUAGAUUUACAGAAGAAUGGCUUCUGUUGAAUUGAGCAAAGCAGAUCGUGAAGCUAAAGCCCAGAUAAAAAUUGGAAACUAUAUUUUGAAGGAAACUCUUGGUGUUGGCACUUUUGGAAAAGUUAAAGUUGGAAUUCAUGAAGCGACUGGAUAUAAAGUUGCUGUUAAAAUUCUCAACCGCCAAAAAAUUAUGACUCUUGACGUUGUUGGCAAAAUUCGACGUGAAAUACAAAAUCUUUCGCUGUUUCGCCAUCCUCACAUUAUAAAACUUUAUCAAGUAAUUAGCACUCCUACAGAUAUUUUUAUGGUUAUGGAGUACGUUUCUGGUGGUGAACUUUUUGACUAUAUUGUUAAGCAUGGGAGACUUAGAACGCAUGAAGCAAGACGAUUCUUUCAACAAAUUAUGUCUGGAGUAGAUUAUUGUCACCGCCACAUGGUGGUUCAUCGUGAUUUAAAGCCAGAAAAUUUACUUUUGGAUGAGCGAAAUAAUGUGAAAAUUGCUGAUUUUGGACUUUCUAAUAUUAUGACUGAUGGAGAUUUUUUGAGAACUUCUUGUGGCUCACCUAACUAUGCAGCACCAGAAGUAAUCAGUGGAAAAUUAUAUGCUGGCCCGGAAGUUGAUGUUUGGUCUUGUGGAGUUAUUUUAUAUGCGCUUCUUUGUGGAACAUUGCCUUUUGACGAUGAACAUGUUCCGACACUUUUUAGGAAAAUUAAAUCUGGUAUUUUCCCAAUCCCCGACUAUCUCGAGAAAACCGUUGUAAAUCUUCUUCUACAUAUGUUACAAGUGGAUCCUAUGAAAAGAGCAACAAUUAAAGAUGCAAUUAAUCAUGAAUGGUUUCGUAUAGAUUUACCUGCUUAUUUAUUCCCGCCAAUUAAUGAAAGUGAAGCUAGCAUUGUAGAUAUUGAUGCUGUUAGUGAAGUUUGUUAUCGUUAUAAUGUUAGCGAAGAUGACGUAACCUCUGCUUUGUUGUCAGAUGACCCUCACCAUCAUUUAAGUAUUGCUUAUAGUCUAAUUGUGGAUAACAAACGGAUUGCUGAUGAAACUGCAAAGUUAUCAGUAGAAGAAUUUUAUAAUAUUCAACCAACUGCUCGUCUCCAUCAAUCUGAUCAAUUACCUCAAAGACAUCCUGAACGUAUGCAAAAUGCUGGUAAAAUAACUCCAACACUUGGUCAUACAUCUGAUACUUCUGCAAGUCAACAACAACAACAGCAACCUGUUCAAAAAUCGCCUCAUAUGAAAAGAGCAAAAUGGCAUUUGGGUAUUCGUUCACAAAGCCGACCUGAUGAUAUAAUGUAUGAAGUCUUCCGUGCAAUGAAAUUCUUAGAUUUUGAAUGGAAAAUGCUUAAUGCCUAUCACGUUGUUGUUCGACGACGACCAAAAGAUGAGAAUCAAGAAAUGAUGUUGCCAAAGAUGAGUCUUCAACUUUAUCAAGUAGAUCAACGUAGCUACUUGCUUGACUUUAAGAAUUUGGUUGAUGAUGAAUCUAUCUUUGGUUAUGAUGGAAGUGCUGGCUCUUCUCGACAUGCUUCUGUCUCCACACCUGUUCGACCUUCAAUGAGGACUAAUAGAGCUCAGUCUUUGCCUAUGCUUAUCGAAGUUGGUCAGCCUCCUGCGCAAGUACCAAGUCCAAACGAGAUGGCACCAGAGACUCGCCAGUCGCAGACAAUGCAAUUCUUUGAAAUGUGUUCUGCUUUGAUAGGGGCGUUGGCUCGUUAG